Molecule: messenger RNA, 5296 nt
Organism: Oncorhynchus mykiss (rainbow trout)
Lineage: Eukaryota; Metazoa; Chordata; Actinopteri; Salmoniformes; Salmonidae
Biological process (GO): negative regulation of transcription by RNA polymerase II
Cellular component (GO): heterochromatin; nucleus
Molecular function (GO): methyl-CpG binding; chromatin binding; double-stranded methylated DNA binding
Source: RefSeq, a predicted model, not a curated record
GAAAUUGAGGCAGGGGUGAGAGGUACCCAUGAGAUGUUUUGAGAAUUUUUAUACAAUUAUUUAUUUAAAUAAAAAUGGCCGCCGUAGAGAGCGGAGACGAGAGACUCAGUGAGGAGAAGAGUGAAGAUGCCAACCAGAAUCAGAGCUCCAACGACAAGUACCCUAAGACACACAGCAAGCCAAAGAAGGUGAGGCGGGAGUGGAGGGAUAUGGAGAAGGAGAGGCUGGAGUCUUCAUCCACCACCACUAUGUCCUCCCCUCCUCAUCCUCCAGUCCAGCAGCCCAGUGCGCACCUGGCUGAGGCGGGGCCCUCGGUGCCCAUGGUUACUGCAGUUGGCGAGGCCUCGGCUCUCUCUGAGUCCCCUGCUUCGCCCAAACAGAGGAGGUCCAUCAUCAGGGACCGAGGUCCGCUCUACGACGACCCGUCUCUACCCCAGGGCUGGACACGUAAACUCAAACAACGCAAGUCUGGGCGGUCCGCUGGGAAGUUUGACGUCUACUUGAUGAACCCAGAGGGGAAAGCCUUCCGUUCCAAGGUGGAGCUGAUUGCCUUCUUCCAGAAGGUAGGAGACACCGCCACCGACCCCAACGACUUCGACUUCACCGUGACAGGGCGUGGCAGUCCCUCCCGCCGCGAGAAGAGACCCCCAAAGAAACCCAAGGUAAUGAAACCGUCAGGGAGGGGCCGGGGUCGGCCGAAGGGGAGUGGGAAGUUACGCCCGGCCAUGGAGGGCGUGGCAAUGAAGCGUGUGGUGGAGAAGAGUCCUGGGAGGCUCUUGGUCAAAAUGCCUUUCAGCGCAUCCAAGGCAUCUGAAGUGGCGGGGCAGCCGCCAUCGCAGGUCGUAGUCGCCAAGAUGCGCCCGGCGUGGAAAAGAAAGGCGGACACACAACCGCAGACUGCUCCGAAAAAGCGGGGGCGUAAGCCAGGGUUGGUGUCAGCGGCAGUUGGUGCGGCGGGUUCCAGUACUUCCUCCUACGCAGCGGCUGCUAUCCUCGCCGCAGAAGCCAAAAGGAAAGCUCAGAAGGAGUCUUGCACUAAGCCGGUGCAGCAGACCGCUCUGCCCAUCAAGAAGCGCAAGACCAGAGAAACUGUUGAGGAGUCGAGAGACAUUCCAGCUAUAGCCGGGGCAGGGAUAAGGACAGGGAGUGCUGUGGUGGUGGCAGCAGCAGAGAGGACAGACCAGGGACAGAAGGAUCAGGGACAGAAGCUGCCAAAGAGUCCAGGGAGGAAGCACAAGGACAGUCCCGUGACUGCCGGGCUGUCCGCAGAGGACAGUGGUGGGGCCAGUGGAGGCGGCAGCAGCAGUAGCGUCACUACCCCAAAGAGUCACAGCCACAAGAGAAAAGAACGUACGCCGCACAAACACCUUCAUCACCACCACCACCACCGUCGCCACAGUCACUUCUCUGUAGUGGAGGAUCCUCCUCCCCCACCCUCCCAGCGGCCCCCUCACCACCACCGUCGCCACAGUCACUCCUCUGUAGUGGAGGAUCCUCCUCCCCCACCCUCCCAGCAGCCCCCUCACCACCACCGUCGCCACAGUCAUUCCUCUGUAGUGGAGGAUCCUCCUCCCCCACCCUCCCAGCGGCCCCCUCACCACCACCGUCGCCACAGUCACUCCUCUGUAGUGGAGGAUCCUCCUCCCCCACCCUCCCAGCGGCCCCCUCACCACCACCGUCGCCACAGUCACUCCUCUGUAGUGGAGGAUCCUCCUCCCCCACCCUCCCAGCGGCCCCCUCACCACCACCGUCGCCACAGUCAUUCCUCUGUAGUGGAGGAUCCUCCUCCCCCACCCUCCCAGCGGCCCCCUCACCAUCACUUCCCCGGCUUGACUAUGAGCCUGGUCUCCCAUACAGCCAGGGCCUUGUUGGGGACAGGGGCCCUCCUGCAGAAUGAGCCCCAGGACCUGAGCACCUCCAGGGGCCCCUGCCGGGCCAGCACCACCACGGCCAGAGGAAAGAGAGAGGAGGUCAGGGAGGUCAGACAGGACAGGUGUCCAAAGCCUCCGGCAGCUGCAGUGGUGGGAAUGGGUGACACCAGGGCCAACAAGCAUCAAGUGGACGUGGCAGCAGGGACGGUGGAAGGGAGGGAUUUGAGAGACAUUGUAUCCUGCUUAGUCGUCCCCAGACCUAGCAGGGAGGAGACGGUCUCAGUCGUCCCCAGACCUAGCAGGGAGGAGACGGUCUCAGUCGUCCCCAGACCUAGCAGGGAGGAGACGGUCUCAGUCGUCCCCAGACCUAGCAGGGAGGAGACGGUCUCAGUGGUACCCAGACCUAGCAGGGAGGAGACGGUCUCAGUCGUCCCCAGACCUAGCAGGGAGGAGACGGUCUCAGUCGUACCCAGACCUAGCAGGGAGGAGACGGUCUCAGUCGUCCCCAGACCUAGCAGUGAGGAGACGGUCUCAGUCGUACCCAGACCUAGCAGGGAGGAGACGGUCUCAGUCGUCCCCAGACCUAGCAGGGAGGAGACGGUCUCAGUCGUCCCCAGACCUAGCAGGGAGGAGACGGUCUCAGUCGUCCCCAGACCUAGCAGGGAGGAGGCGGUCUCAGUCGUCCCCAGACCUAGCAGGGAGGAGACGGUCUCAGUCGUCCCCAGACCUAGCAGGGAGGAGACGGUCUCAGUCGUCCCCAGACCUAGCAGGGAGGAGGCGGUCUCAGUCGUCCCCAGACCUAGCAGGGAGGAGACGGUCGAGUCUCGGACGCCGAUCACUGAAAGGGUUAGUUGACUGCAUUGCAGGACCCAUGUCUGUAAGGAGGGAGGAGACGGUCGAGUCUCGGACGCCGAUCACUGAAAGGGUUAGUUGACUGCAUUGCAGGACCCAUGUCUGUAAGGAGGGAGGAGACGGUCGAGUCUCGGACGCCGAUCACUGAAAGGGUUAGUUGACUGCAUUGCAGGACCCAUGUCAGUAAGGAGGGAGGAGACGGUCGAGUCUCGGACGCCGAUCACUGAAAGGGUUAGUUGACUGCAUUGCAGGACCCAUGUCUGUAAGGAGGGAGGAGACGGUCGAGUCUCGGACGCCGAUCACUGAAAGGGUUAGUUGACUGCAUUGCAGGACCCAUGUCAGUAAGGAGGGAGGAGACGUUUAGUGCAGCAGUGGAUUUUAUAAGAAAACAACAAACAAAAAAUGUGUACAUAAAAUCAAAAGGCAGCUGUUGGUUGAUGUUCUUUCUGUGGGAUGGGCUGUUUAUUGACAAACAAAUAACGCAGCUUAAUGAACAACCCACAACAGAUUGCUUCCUGAUACAUUUUUACAUGUUUUUGUUGUUGUUUUUUUGUCAUUGUUUUGUUCUUUGUUUCUGCUUUAAACCUGUUAGUCAUCCACUGCGACCCAUGAUCCUUUGCUCAAAGCUUACAGGACGUGGAGGACCUACACUUCCUGUAUACAUCAUCAGCCGGAAACUAUGGAAUCCAUGGUUUAAGAUAUCAUUGUGAAAAUGGGACUGAAACAGGGUUGGAUUUGCCUAAAGCCAAGGCACCUGUCCUGUCUGGCCCUUUAUAAGUGACUUGUCAAUGUCGUUGUUCUGUGCUCCGUGGAUAGAGGCCUCGCAAUAUACAUAUGCCAUGCAAGCUUCCAAUGCUUCUGUUGUAGCAUCCUCUUACUACCGCAGUACGCUCAGGAUGAGUCCAAAAUGGCACCCGAUUCCCCAUUUUAAUGCACAACUCAUAGGGUCCUGGUCAAACAGUGUGCACUGUGUAGGGAAUCGGGUGCCAUUUUGGAUGAAGCCUCGAUUUUCAGUUCACGCUCUACAGUCCAGGCCUAUUCAUUUAGGUGACAUAUGUUUUCCUCAACCUAUAUUAUGUCAAUUCGUCCCAAAUGGUACCCUAUUCCCUAUGUAGUGCACUACUUUAGACCAGGACCCCUAAAAGUAGUGCACUACUUUAGACCAGGACCACUAAAAGUAGUGCACUACUUUAGACCAGGACCCCUAAAAGUAGUGCACUACAUAGAGAAGAGGAUAUCAUUUGGGACUCACCCUGAAGCUUUGAAACUAAAACACUGUUGACGCUGACAGAUAACUUCCUAUCUGAUGGUUGAGGUGAUGAAACCACAGGGUUUUAGAGGCCUAGAUACACCAACGACGUGUGGUUUGAUGAACGUUUGGCUACUGAAAAACAGGUUUCAUUUGAUUUCAAUGUGUUACAAUUACAAUCCUACUGAUGCCUUUUCUCGUCGUUUACUUAUGUAAUGGAGGCUGACUGUGCUCCCACAAAUAAACAGAAGCAAAUAAUCAUUAAAACUGUAUUUUUUAUUUGUAUUUUUUUUUACUAGUAAUGCAAAUUAUAUAAUACAUGAACAUUGUACCCAGUUUCUCCUAAAUUGAAGUGUUUCCCCAACAGUCAGACAGGAAGCUAAAAGCACAACUGGACCCAGGCCUUAUUAUAGCCAAUGCUCCAUGGAUUCGUCACAUUUUUUUGUUGUUGUUGUCAAUACCUAAAGUAUCAAAAGUUUUCUAAUACUCAAAUUACAUCCCAAAGACAUUAUCAAUAACCAAACCCACUGGAGGAAGUGAUGCUGUUGUCUGUUGUGUAGGGGUGGGAAAAAAGGUAAAUAAUUAAAAGGUAGACAGCAUCGUGGGCCAAUUUCCACUACAACUAGGAGCGUCGAGGCUCAACUUCUCCACUGUUUUGGUCCCGUUAAAAAUCUAAACCAGUACACUUGUGCAGAUACUGUGUGAGAGCUCUCUACUUGCUCAUCUCAAUAUCUCCGCUACUGUUCGUGACAACGUCAUUUAGUCAAGUCUACUUUAUUUUAAAUGUAUUCAGUUCAGUUCUAAAAAUGUAUUUAAAUAGAGGAUUGAUGAUUAAAUAUUCCAGUUUUGACGCAGCCACUGGAUGUCAACACAAUGCUCCUUUGUGCCGUGCGACUGCAUUAUCUUCUGCGCCAUGCGACUGCAUUAUCUUCUGCGCCAUGCGACUGCAUUAUCUUCUGUGCCAUACGACUGCAUUAUCUUCUGUGCCAUGCCACUGCAUUAUCUUAUGUGACAUACAGCUGCAUUAUCUUCUGUGCCAUGUGACUGCAUUAUCUUAUGUGCCAUGCGACUGCAUUAUCUUCUGUGCUGCGGCGACAUUAUCUUAUGUGCCGUGCGACUGCAUUAUCUUCUGUGCCAUGUGUCUGCAUUAUCUUCUGUGCCAUGUGACUGCAUUAUCUUCGGUACCAUGUGACUGCAUUAUCUUCUGUGCCAUGCGACUCCCUUAUCUUAUGUGCAUACCACUGCAUUAUCUUCUGUGCCAUGCGACUCCAUUAUCUUCUGUGCACACACCUGCAUUAUCUUCUGUGCGUGCAACUGCAUUAUC